GGGUGCUUUCUUUAGUUUCCUUCUUAGACUUUAGAAUUGCCACUGUUACUAACUGGAGCUGGAACUUGAACUGGAUCUGGAUCUGGAUCUGGAUCUCUCUCUCUUUCUCUCUCACUCUCAUAUUUUCUCAGUACUCUGCAUUGUCCUAUCAAACCCCAUCUCUCAAAUUCAAGAUUAUGGUCUGAUCCCAGAAAAAGAAACUUAAUUGCAGACAAUAAAGGGUAUUUGUUUGCAGUCAACGGUCAAUGGUCAAAACAGGCUAAGUAAUAAGAUGGUGAGAUUAAGGACAGUGAGUGAUGGUUUGAGAUGCUGAUAUGUUGCCUUCAAAAUCUAGAUGAAGGCAACCACCCUAUGCAGUGCAGUGGCAACUAAAUGUAAAAGCUAUUGAUAUUUCCUCAUCAUGUCUGGUUCAAGACAGCGUCCCUACCUCAAGAGGCCUGUGUGGAUUAUUGUAUUGGUGAAUUUUGUGAUCUUGUUCUUGAUUGCUGCCUAUCUUUACCCUCCGGCAACUUCGGCAGCUUGCUUUAUUUUUUCUCCUACAGACUGUACUUUGCUCAAUCAGCCACCAGCUCCCAAAAUUCCUACUAGGGAAUUAACUGAUGAUGAGACCAUCUCUCAGGUUGUAAUUAAGGAAAUCCUCAAAACACCUCCUGUUGAAUCCAACAAUCGGAAAAUUGCCUUCCUGUUUUUGACUCCGGGUCAACUCCCUUUUGAGCCACUCUGGGCUAAGUUCUUUCAGGGCCAUGAGGGUAGAUUCUCUGUCUAUGUACAUGCUUCCAAAGAAAAGCCAGUACACACAAGUCAUUACUUCAUGGGCCGAGACAUUCACAGUGAAUCGGUGUCUUGGGGUAAAAUUUCCAUGGUUGAUGCUGAGAGGAGACUGUUGGCAAAGGCACUUUUAGACUCUGAUAACCAGCAGUUCGUGUUGUUGUCCGAAAGUUGCAUACCAUUACAGAACUUUGACUAUGUCUACAACUACUUGAUGCUCACUAAUGUCAGCUUUAUCGACUCUUUUGUGGAUCUUGGUCCACAUGGAUCCGGGAGAUAUUCCGAGCAUAUGAUGCCCGAAGUUGAAAAGGACGAUUUUCGAAAAGGCUCACAGUGGUUCUCCAUGAAGCGGCAGCAUGCUAUAAUAGUUAUGGCUGACAGCCUAUAUUACACUAAGUUUAGGUAUUACUGCAAGCCAAAUAUGGAAGGGCGCAAUUGCUAUGCAGAUGAGCAUUACUUGCCAACUUUUUUCAAUAUGAUUGAUCCUGUUGGAAUAGCAAAACGGUCGGUAACAUAUGUGGAUUGGUCUGAACGGAAGUGGCAUCCUAAAUCAUUUAAGGCCGAAGAUAUUACAUUGAAGUUCCUCAAGAACCUUACAACCAUUGACGACAUAGUCCAUUUCACAAGUGAUGAAAAGAGGAUGCUUACAGGACCAUGCCUGUGGAAUGGAAUAAAGAGACCUUGUUAUUUAUUCGCAAGAAAGUUUUAUCCACAAACAUUGGAGAGGUUGAUGUUCUAUUUCUCUAAUUAUACAACACUAUCUGUCUAGUCUUUCCCUUUCCCCUUGCCUUUCCCUAGUGCUGUGAUUAAUGUUAUUAUUCUUUGAUUUGAUGGGAUCAGUAUCACAAGCGGACUCAGAUCAAUGUCAUUCAACAGGAUUAAAAUUUUGAUUGAUAAAAGGUUUUAUUUUAAGGGUUUUUA
Gossypium raimondii (Peruvian cotton) is the source of this 1689-nucleotide messenger RNA. RefSeq names its product glycosyltransferase BC10. Lineage: Eukaryota; Viridiplantae; Streptophyta; Magnoliopsida; Malvales; Malvaceae. The record is from RefSeq and is a predicted model, not a curated record. Gene Ontology annotation, cellular component: membrane. The coding region runs from base 401 to 1537 and encodes 378 amino acids. Gene Ontology annotation, molecular function: glycosyltransferase activity. The transcript is spliced from 11 exons.